Messenger RNA from Miscanthus lutarioriparius, 1200 nucleotides. NCBI's taxonomy places the organism in Eukaryota, Viridiplantae, Streptophyta, Magnoliopsida, Poales, Poaceae. The record is from the annotation of a GenBank genome assembly.
AUGGCUCGCUUCAACGCUUAUUCCCUAGUGCUGUUGCUCUUUUGCUACGUUUCGUCAGGUGCAGCUGAAGCGGCGUACAAUGUCGCCGGGUUCGGAGCGAAGCCUGGCGGCCGGACGGACUCGUCCGGCGCGUUCGCCAGUGCCUGGUCCGCAGCUUGCCGGUCGCAGGAGCCGGCGACCGUGUACGUGCCGAACGGGCACUUCCUGCUCAGCCGUGCGGCCUUCACUGGCCCAUGCUCCAGCAGGGUGACGCUUCAGGUCGAUGGUACGCUUGUUGCGCCAUCAGGCUACACCAGCCGUGGCGGAGGCGGGGACGACGACGGCUGGAUCGUGUUCGACCACGUCGACGGCCUCACUGUGUCGGGCGGCACCGUCGACGGCCGCGGCGAGGCGCUGUGGGCGUGCAAGGCAGCCGGGCACGGCGGCUGCCCCAGUGGAGCAACAUCGCUGAAGGUGCUGAACUCGAGGAACGUGGUGAUCAGCGGCCUGACCUCGGUCGACAGCGAGCUGUACCACGUCGUGAUCGACGGCUGCAAGGGCCUCACGGUGCAGGACGUACAGAUCGUCGCGCCGGGAAGCAGCCCCAACACGGACGGGAUCCACGUGCAGGCCUCGUCCCAGGUCACGGUCACCCGGACAAGCAUCCAGACCGGGGACGACUGCGUCUCCGUCGGCCCCGGCACCACCAACCUGCGCGUGGAGCACGUCAGCUGCGGCCCGGGCCAUGGCAUCAGCAUAGGGAGCCUGGGGAAGCAGAGCGAGGAGAGCGGCGUGGAGAACGUGACGGUGACGGGGGCCGCCUUCGUCGGCACCGAGAACGGGCUGCGGAUCAAGACGUGGGCGCGGGCCAAGGUGGAGGGCGCGUACGUGCGCGGCGUCGUCUUCGAGCACGCGCUUAUGCACGACGUGCGCAACCCCAUCAUCAUCGACCAGACCUACUGCCCCAACCACGGCGGCGGCGCGGGCUGCCCCCAUCAGAGCUCGGCCGUGAAGAUCAGCGACGUGAGGUACACGGACAUCCAGGGGACGUCGGCGUCGAAGGUGGCGGUGAAGUUCGACUGCAGCGCGAGCAACCCGUGCAGCGGGAUCGGCCUCAAGGACAUCAAGCUCACCUUGGACAGCGGAAAGCCGGCAGAGGCGACCUGCCAGCACGCGGACGGCAGGGCUUCCGGCGAAGUCGAGCCUCCAAGUUGCCUGUAG